Python bivittatus (Burmese python) is the source of this 3769-nucleotide messenger RNA. The record is from RefSeq and is a predicted model, not a curated record. Lineage: Eukaryota; Metazoa; Chordata; Lepidosauria; Squamata; Pythonidae.
CUUGUCCGAAGGCGGACUGAAUGGCGGUCCUGGAGACUUUUUAAAACCUCUCCGAGGGACAUCAGUGGCAAUUCCUGCUUUUUCUUUGGAACUCGGGUUUUUAUUGUUAUCUCCACUUGACCGUUUUAAGAAUCGCACCGCAUGUGUUAUUUCAACGCGGAUGCGCUGCACUGUCCUCAGGCGUGCGGCUGGACAGGAGCGUGCCUUGCAGUGGCCUUUCGUGUAGCCUUGGGCAGGUCGAGAGUUUCAGAUGAAGCUGCAUGAAACUCUGCGGUGUACCUUCAUUGUAAAUUGAAAGUAGGCAGACUUAUACGCGAUCAGUCCAAAACUCUUGAUAAUUCCCGCCGCCACUGAAAACAGAAAGUAGCCUUCCGAAUCAAUCUAAAAUUAUAAGUUUAUAUUUGAAACAGUCCACUUGACGAGAGCCGGUAACAAAGCCCUUUCUACGCCUCCAGUACGGCCGUGCUCGCUUCAUCAAAGACGCAAAUAGCCUAGGUUGUCUUUUGCGCGAUCCUUAAGAUUGCACUACUGUAAUCGAAAUUGCCCGAGAUAUAGUUAAAAUAACCGAAAUAAUACUUUGCGACGCAGAAAGGUAAGCGAAAGACAGCUUAAUCCGCACAUUAAAGCCGAUGUGGGAAUCUACCGGUCUCUGAAUAGUCUGAAAUACAACUCCCAAUAGCCCAACCUGAAACGACCAAACUGAGGGAUGACGGGAGUUGUAGUUCAACAACCCCCGGGGAGCAACAAAUCCUCUUCGCCUGCUUUAAAAUGUGCAUUCCCCUCACCUCCACUAAAAACAACGGGCGCACGCCACACAUCUGGAGGCAAACUGGUGCAGUGCGCUAUUACCGCAGACGCAAGCGAGCUCUCCUCUUUAUGCGACAACCCUUGCAGCCUUACUGGGGUGCGCUUCUUGUGGAGCUAAGUGGGAUUAAUUCUGCGUAAACACGCACAAAGAGCGGACGGGGCUUCUUCGUGUUUCUCAGAUGCCAGUAGCAGAGGGAAAAAGUGUUCAGCAAACAGUUGAAAUCUUAACAAGAAAACUGGAGCUACUCGGAGCAGAAAAGCAAGGAACAUUUUGUGUAGAUUGUGAAACCUACCAUACUGCAGCCUCCACAAUGGGCAGUCAAGGACAGGCUGCCAAACUGAUGUACGUGAUGCACAAUUCCGAAUAUCCCCUCAGCUGUUUUGCUCUCUUUGAAAAUGGCCCAUGCCUUAUAGCAGAUGCCAACUUCGACAUCCUUAUGGUGAAAUUGAAAGGCUUCUUUCAAAACGCCAAAGGGAACAAAAUAGAGAGCCGAGGCACUCGGUACCAAUACUGUGAUUUUUUGGUGAAGGUUGGCACAGUCACCAUGGGGCCCAGCGCUCGUGGAAUAUCUGUUGAGGUGGAAUAUUGUCCAUGCGUGGUAGCCACUGACUGUUGGAACCUCGUAAUGGAAUUCAUGCAGAGCUUUAUGGGAAGUCAUGCCCCCGGAAUCCCUUCUGUGUUCAGUAAUAAGCAUGACAGCAUCUACAGUCCAGCUGACACAAUAGUUCAAUACAUGGAACUUUUCAAUAAAAUUCGCAAGCAGCAGCAGGUACCCGUUGCAGGUAUCAGAUGAGGAAGGUUUUGGAAAAUGUCCUUCAAGCGACCAACCACUUUGUUGAAUAGUAUGUUCCAACCCAAUAUUCCAGAUGGCAGUUGUUACCCAUCAAAGCAGUAUGUCUCUGUUGUAAAUGUCUUCUUGUUGAAGGAUAAAUGCUGUCUCAUAUCAGACUCUCAGGAUUGUGUGCCAUAGUUACUUUGCCUUUGUUUUAGAUUCAGGGAAUCUAAGAGUCAUGGAAACCAAUAUCUGCACUAUUAAACAUAGGCUAAAUUUUAUGUUAAUGAAAGCAUGGAAUCUGGAUGCUCUAAAUAUUUUAAUAUUACUUCUAUUGAAAAAAUUUACCAGUAAUCCAUAGGUUAUGGAAGCAUUCUGUUCCAAGAACCCUUGUAUAAGCUGAUUUUCAUGAGCAUCAGAUUGCAUACAUCCAUGAAAAGGGCAACUGAUUUUUGUGCAUGCACAAAACUACAACCUUCAUUUUUCUUCUUCCUUGCAUAACAAUUACAUGUCAUGGCUUAUGUAAGCUAGGGAAUGCCUGUAUUUUUACGUAUUAUGAAUUCUGCAGAUGUUAUUUCCCUGAAGUUUUACUUGGCCAAAAAAUGUAAUAUGUCUUGUUGAAUCAACAGACUCAAGAAAAUCCCCUAAUUUUAAGUUCUUGGUCUCCCACAACAUCUAUAAAUCUGUGAGACUUUUAUCAGAUUUGAGUGGUACGAUACUAGUACUGAAAUUGAAGGCUUUAAAUUUUAUACCCUCUGAUUUUGAAAGUCUGUGUCAUAGAAGAAGGAAAGUGUAUUCUAUGUAUUCAAAUUCAGUAAGAAUGAGACUUUGGCCAAAUUAUUACAACUUAAAACAUUUGUCUAAGAUGAUGUCUAAAGCUGUACAAAGAAUAGAUGUGCAGGUUCUCAAAUUUAUUAAAGAUGUUGACUGUAAAAUACCCCUCAUUGUAUUUUUAUGUCUGGUAGGGAUUAUUUGUUGUUUAGUUUGCAUUUUGCUCCUGCAAAGCAUUUUUGUUAGUUCCCACAUGAAUAUCUUGAUCUUCCUAAAUUAAAAAGCUACAAAAAACCUCUUUUCUAAUUAAUUUAGUCCAGAUCUUGAUGAUAAUUACCUGUCUCCGUAACUCUCUCCUUACAGUAAUCUCUCCAUGUACUCUGCUCUGCUUGUAUAUUCUGAUUUUAUGCUGUUCUAUGCCAGAAAAACAGACUUUGGGUUUCAAUAAGAGGCUUAAAUAAUAAUGAAAAAGAACAUAUUAAUAUUCAGUACUAGAAAUUCCCUUCCUUGUACAGAGAUAACCACAGCCUUUAAAAAACACAGUUGCUAAUUAUCACUUCGACCCCUUGGGUAUGUUUUUACUAAUGGGAAUGGUAGCCAUCAAUGACAUCUAGUAGUACAUCUUAAAGAUCAUUGAAAUAUAUCUGUUCUCUAACCCUAAUGUAAUCUAGGUAGUAAUAUCAUUAAAAGUUAUUUAAGUAUUUUUGUUCUGUUAACUAAUGUAGUAUGGGUAAUCAUUUUAAAAAAAAAGUUUUACUUCCCUGUUGGAGGGUAGAGGAGAAAAUCAGGCAUUUCAAUAUUUAUAGAAUGGCUAAGCAUAUGGUUGAGCCAAGCUUCAGCAUAUAGUUUACCCUAAAGAUUACCUUAAAUCCAGCAUUGGCAGUAUCACAUCAAUUCCUUUUCUAACACACCUAACAACUUAGUUGUGAAAAAAGUAUAUUCCAGGAACUGAUUCUUAUUCCUGUCCAUAUAAAUAUUCUGGUAUGAUUUUAAAAUGCAAACUGAGCUUUCUGUUUCCUUGCACAUAAGAAGCUGUUUAAUUUACAGAACUAGAGGGUAAAUAUAUUUGGAAAGAAAGAAAAGAUUCAAUCUUUCUACUCUAAACAAGUCAUAAACAUGUAAACUUCAUUAGGAUUUUAUAUGGAAACUUUUUAUUCAACAUGCACCCACAUAAAUUAAAAUUAAAUCUGUUGGUAGUCAGAAUCUGUAUAUGAUCAAAGUAGCGACUGUUAUUUUGUAAGUCUGAUUUUGGAUUGUAAUAACUUUUAUUUGUCUAUGUAUAAUAAGCAUUGUUCUGCUAAAAGAGUAAAUAUUUAUUUGAAGCUUUGAUUUUAUGCUCAAACACUGCAGCCAUUAAUUAUAUUUGAUCUAUUAAUGUUCUUCUAUUGGAAAACAUUAAAACUAUAUGGAAGUAAAAA